Messenger RNA from Podospora bellae-mahoneyi, 826 nucleotides. RefSeq lists its product as uncharacterized. Lineage: Eukaryota; Fungi; Ascomycota; Sordariomycetes; Sordariales; Podosporaceae. The transcript has 2 exons. The record is from RefSeq and is a predicted model, not a curated record. The coding region runs from base 314 to 826 and encodes 170 amino acids.
CUCACCUCACCAACAACCAACCCCCAUUUUCACCCACGCCCAUGGGCACUAUCUCCCAUUAUCACAAUCUAGACCUCCCUCUUUUGGAAAAUCACAGGCUUCCAAUCUUGCUCUAAUCUUCUAAUCCCGAAGCUUGAAGUUCUUGGUAUCUCUUGUUCGACAGCUGUUUGAAGCAGCUGUUUCGACACCCGCCUGUACCCGAGGUGCUCCCCCCGUUUCCACGUGGGUUCAAAUCUCCGAUACGCUGCUUUUUCUCCUCCCCCCCCUUCUACGAUGGACCGUCUAGGGUAGCCUCGACGGGAUUACGGCACACAUGGCAAAGAGACAGAUAUUCUCCUCUUGUUCUCUUACCAUACUCGUCACCUGCACUAGUAGACUGUCGUGCCUGUGUGGCUCAACUGCCGCGGCCACAGUCGUCCGAUGUGUGCUCCUCAGAUUGGGAACGGCUUCACCUCUAGCGUUUCGGAGAACGCCCCUCUUUUCGGAAACCGGUAAGCGGCAGGGGGUUCGUGACAUCGUCUCACGUUGGCAGGGGCGGCAUCUCUCUUUUCCAGAGCUUGGCUCACCAGAUCCCCUCACCCUCAGCCUGUUUGGAUCUCGGGCCAUGGAGCUGUUAUGGAUACAGGUCUGGACUUUCGGGCUCGGCUCCAACUCCGUCGGAAUCCACUCAAACCUCACACGCCAACCACCCGUUGAAGAACAGAGUCGCAACGACAAGACGGAUCUGCAGACUGCAGCCGACCCUCCUUCCCAUAUGCGUCUUCUUCACCCUUAUGUCCUUCCUGCAAGGCCGGGGUUGCUUGCUGCUUCUGAUCUCCGAACGUGA